GUCCGAAUAGAGACGGGGAAACGUAACGGCUGAGGAAUGUUGACAUGUGUCUUGAAAGCCUCCUAUAUCUGAUACCCAACCCAGUCUCCUUGCAGCAGAGGGCGUGUGGGCAGAGGUACAUGUAUCCUCUGCUUCUGGUCUUUCGUCUCUGUAAAAUGGGCGGCGCAUUGAGCUCGUCUCUCUGUCCAUCACUUUCGAUUUUCCCCAGUGAGAUACCAAGAUGAAGGUGGCGCUGCAGUUGCUUGUGAGCUGUGCGGCUGUAGUGACGUCGACGGUGUCUGGCGCCCAGCACGAAGACGCGUUGAUCAAGGAGCUGCCGGGUCUGACCCGGGAGCUGUCGUUCAAGCACUACGCCGGCCACCUGGAGCUCGAGGAGAAGGAGAAGCUCUUUUACUGGUACACCGAGAGCCAAAGCGACCCGGAGAACGAUCCGAUCGUGCUGUGGCUCAACGGCGGCCCCGGUUGCUCGUCGCUGGGCGGACUAUUCACCGAGAACGGACCGUUCGUCGUACGCGACGACCUGAGCAUCAAGGUGAACCGCUACUCGUGGAACCGCAAGGCCAACAUGGUGUGGCUCGAAUCCCCCGCCGGUGUGGGCUUCAGUGGCGACGUCCAAGGCCCCAACUACUACAACGACGACAUCGUCGCGGCCAAGACCCGCGAGUUCCUCAGUCUCUUCUUCAAAAAGUUCAGCGAACUCAAGAACCGCGAGUUCUACAUUACCGGCGAGAGCUACGCUGGAAUGUACAUCCCCUAUCUGGUGGACCGAUUGGUGGAGGAGCCGAUCGAAGGCGUCAACCUCAAAGGUUUUGCCAUUGGCAAUCCGUUCACCGACAAUAUCAUUGAUGGCAAUGCCUACAUUGACUACUACUACUCGCACGCAAUGGUGUCGCUGGAAGCCUAUGAGAAGAUAAAGGUGCAGUGCGGUGCGCACAUCGGCUGCCUCUUCGACGACACGCCGUGUCCCUCUGGUUGUGAGGCGUUGCUGGAGGAGGCCGAGGUUGGAGCCGGUGGACUGGACCCCUACUUCAUUUACGGUGACAUCUGCCUAAUGGACAAUUCGCAGGCCAAGGCUCUGCGUAAGAGAGCAAAGCCGUCCGUACAGAUCUCACCCACGCACCGUGGUGACAUUGGCGCUUGCGCUGAUACCCUCACCCACAUCUACCUGAACCUUCCAGAAGUGCAACGUGCCAUCCACGUGACUAAAAGUACGGGUGGUAAGCAUGUUCUGUGGAAGGGAUGCAGUGACCCCGUUGGUGAUCUGUACACGUCUAGUCCGUCGUCUUUGCCUAAGUACCACAACAUCCUUGGCCGCAACCUUAAGGCUCUUAUCUACAGUGGUGAUGCUGACUCGGUCGUGAACUUCAUCGGCACUGAGCGCUGGCUCGGUGGUCAGGGGCUCAAGCUGCAGAUCACGCAGAAGUGGCGCGCGUGGUUCGGCCCCGACCAGCAAUUGGCUGGUUACGUGCAGAAGUAUGAGGGCCUGACGUUCAAGACCGUCAAGGGUGCUGGUCACAUGGUGCCUGCUGUGCGUCCGCUGCACGGUCUCAACCUCUUCGAGUGCUUCGUGUACGGUCAGGAUGCCUGCAACAAGUUCGUGUACCCGGUGGACGACAACGAGAUCGAGGCUGGUAUGACGGUCGUUCAGCAGGCAGCGCAUGCGAAGAUGGACUCUGAAAGCGCUCUCAAGACCGCAAACGGCAACGUCAUUUCGGUGGGGUCUGGCUCGUCGGCGAUCUGGCUGAUCUUGCCAGUCGUGUGUGGUGUGCUUGUGGCGGCCGCGGCCGUUGGCAUCCGCAACGGUAAGAAGCGUGCGCGCUAUCAGCGUCUGUACUCGAGCGGCUACCAGACCGUGGUUUAAAAGUAGAUAGAGCUAUAGAUAUGGCGAGUUGGAGGGCAGGAGGAGUAUCUGUAUUUGUCAUUUUGAGAAAGGUACUUGUAGCUAAGCAAGGACAUUGAAGAAAGAUAUGCGUUUUCACUGGAAACUUUUCAGCUGGAAAAGGAAAGAAAGGUGUUUCUUGCGAGUAUGUAGUACCUAGUAGAGAAGG
Molecule: messenger RNA, 2048 nt
Organism: Phytophthora nicotianae INRA-310
Lineage: Eukaryota; Oomycota; Peronosporomycetes; Peronosporales; Peronosporaceae
Exons: 1
Coding region: 221-1861 (546 amino acids)
Biological process (GO): proteolysis
Molecular function (GO): serine-type carboxypeptidase activity
Source: RefSeq, a predicted model, not a curated record